Molecule: messenger RNA, 3222 nt
Organism: Drosophila sulfurigaster albostrigata
Lineage: Eukaryota; Metazoa; Arthropoda; Insecta; Diptera; Drosophilidae
Gene: Fit1
Product: unc-112-related protein
Exons: 3
Coding region: 670-2844 (724 amino acids)
Biological process (GO): integrin-mediated signaling pathway; cell-matrix adhesion
Cellular component (GO): cell-substrate junction
Molecular function (GO): integrin binding
Source: RefSeq, a predicted model, not a curated record
GUACUCAGCGGUAGUCGAAGAAGGCAAAGGCCGAUGAUGACGAACGUGAAAAAUCUGCUAAAAAUAAACUCAAAAUAUUAAAGCGACAAAAUUAUUUAGGAAGCUGAGGCAGCAACGCAAAUAGCAACCCAAAAUAUCUACUGUGCUGUGUAUUAGCCAAAUAAACAAGCCAUAAACAAAUAGACGCACACAUACCAACAAACAUACAAUUGGCAGACAACAAAAUCUUUGUGUGCACGAUUCGCUCGCCGCCGUCGUUGCUCGUGUGUGGAAUUUUGCAGCAUUCAUUAGUGUUUGUUGUGCCGUGGGACGACAACGACGUCUCCACCAGCUUUGAAUUAAAAGUUCGAAAGAGCGCCAGCAAGAGAGCGCUUAACAAAUAACCUUGGACGGGCAUAAAUAACAAUCGUGUGUGUGUGUGUUUUGUUGCACAGCAGCGUUAGAAGUGGAGCUGUGGAGCUGGAGCUGGAACAGUUGCAGCUGGAGCACGAAGUAGAAGUAGAAAACAUCUGGCCAGAUAAGGGCCAAGAAUUUAUUCCAUUUUCAUUUGCAGUUGCAAAUAAAAGAAGACAAACGCGCACAUAAUACUAUAACUUGUGGAUAGAGAGACAGAGAUAGAAACGAACUGAUUUUUGUAGCCAUCUGCUUAAAUAGGAGCACAGCAACAAGAUGAUUCAUGUGGGCGAAAACACCUGGAACCUGCGCAUUCUGAUCACAGAUCUGCAGGUGGAGAAGACGCUGCGGGUGCGCGGCGAUCAGCACAUUGGCGGCGUCAUGCUGCAACUUGUGGAUCCCGAGAUGCCCAAGGAUUGGUCCGAUCACGCUCUGUGGUGGCCAGCCAGGAAUAUUUGGCUAACACGCACACGCUCCACCUUGGAUCAGGCGGGCGUUCAAUCGGAUUCUUUUCUCUACUUUACGCCCAUGCACAAGACGCUGCGUGUUCAGCUGCCGGAUUUGCGAACGCUCGACUAUCGCGUCAACUUCUCCGCGAAAACAUUUGGCGCCGUCGUGAAUCUGUGCAAAGAUCUGGACAUACGUUACCCUGAGGAGUUGUCGCUCUGCAAACCCGUCGAACAGGAGCACCUCAAGAAGAACUUCUCCAAGCUGCCCUCGAAGCUGAUUCCCGUCGCCGAGGCCAAUGGCAUCGCCUACUUGCAGCCAGCAGCGGACACCAACAGCUUUGUGCCCAUCACGACCGCCUACAAUGGCAGCAACGGCAGUCUGGAUCGCUCCCAGGGACUAAAUGGCAAUAAUUUCCUGUGCGCUCCCGCCUCGCCGUACGGCACAACGCCAAGGCGAGCGGCCACAGCGCCUGGCACGCCCAUCAGCUCGCCCACCGGCACCUGGAAGCACAACAACAGCAGCAGCAACAACGGAUUAGCAUCUGGUGGCUAUGCUGCCUACGAUUCUGGCUCCAGUUACGGCGACUUUCAGGAGAAUCUGGCGGUGUCGCCACGCUCUCCGAGUCCCGAUGUCCGGGCUCGCCUUGUGCGGCCCAAGACGCUGGUGCAGAAGGCACGUUUAAAUGUCGGUUGGCUGGACUCUUCGCUGUCGAUCAUGGAGCAGGGAGUGCGCGAGUAUGAUACGCUGUGUUUGCGCUUCAAGUACUACACGUUCUUCGAUCUGAAUCCCAAGUACGAUCAGGUGCGCAUCAAUCAGCUGUACGAGCAGGCCAAAUGGUCCAUCCUCAACGAGGAGUUGGACUGCACCGAGGAGGAGACUCUGAUGUUCGCUGCGUUGCAGUUCCAGGUGAAUCAUCAGACGGACAAGCAGCCAGCGGGCUUCAAUGCCAGCCAGGAUUUGUCUGGCGCACAAACAAAUGGCGGUGACGAUGACAUUGACUCGGCGCUGAAUGAGCUGCAGAUUACCCUAGAGGGUCCCGGAGGUGGAGGCGAUGCUGGCAACAUAACACGCAUACCCGAGUUGUCCGAUUAUUUGCGCUUCCAGAAGUCACAUCUCUUCACGCUCAAGUCGUCCAAACGCUACUUCUUCACCUAUCGCGAUCUGCAUCUGCAUCUGUACAAAUCGCAGGAGGAAUCCCGACGUGGCGCGCCCAGCAUCAGCAUCAAUCUGCGCGGCUGCGAAGUGACGCCCGAUGUGCACUUGGCACAGGGCAAGUUCGGCAUACGACUCGAGGUGCCGCCCGAGGGACGCAAUGGGCCGAAUAGCGAGUUCUGGGUGCGUUUCGACAACGAGGAGCAAUACGCCAAAUGGAUGGCCGCUUGCCGAUUGGCGGCCAAGGGACGUUCGCUGGCCGACAGCAGCUACGACAGCGAAGUGAGCAGCAUACGUUCGCUGCUGCAGAUGCAGAAACCGGCGCAGGCAGCGCCACUUAACAUAAAUCCACGCACCGUGGAUGCUGUGGAUUAUCUGUCACCCAAGAUGCUGCGCAAACUGUCGAGCAAGGCGGUGCAAAGGAUUCUGGAGGCGCAUGCGAAUGUCCGUCAGCUGCAGCUGAUGGAUGCCAAGUUGAAGUACAUUCAGGCCUGGCAAUCGCUGCCCGACUUUGGGGUCACACUGUUCGUCAUCAAAUUCGAUGGCCACAAGAAGGAGGAGCUGUUGGGUGUGGCGCACAAUCGGAUCAUGCGCAUGGAUCUGAAUACGGGAGAUCACAUCAAGACGUGGCGUUACAACACGAUGAAGGCAUGGAACGUUAACUGGGGCAUCAAGUGCAUGAUGAUUCAAUUCCACGAUGAGAACGUCGUCUUCUCUUGCCUCUCCGCCGACUGCAAGGUGGUGCAUGAGUUCAUCGGCGGCUACAUUUUCAUGUCGAUGCGCUCCAAGGAGAACAAUCAGACGCUUAACGAGGAGAUGUUCCACAAAUUGACGGGCGGCUGGUCGUAAAAAUGCACGGCGAGCACAAAUUUCUGAUUUGUUACCUUCUCUCACUAUUUGUUCGAGGAGAGAAUUCAAAACAAGUGCCAAGCACAAAAACGAAAACAAAACAAAACUAAAAAUUAGAAGCAACAAAGUGUCGCAUGUUUUCAAAUGGUAACAGCAUUAAUUGAUUUGUGUGCGUGUGUAUCUGUGUCAGUGUGUAAAUGUUAAAAUAGGCAAUAGUGUGUCAUGCUAUUGUUGUCAACGUUAAUAUCUAGACUAAUAUAUAUGUAAUACUUUGUAAUACAACCCACGUUGUGCCUUCUAUACAAUCUUUUAACCCCCAAGUCAAGACGCAUUUUGUCGCAUGUCCAAAAAAAAGUGUGCCUACUAAAACUAAAACAA